This is a messenger RNA of Syzygium oleosum, 1640 nucleotides long. Its product is annotated as geranylgeranyl transferase type-2 subunit beta 1-like. The record is from RefSeq and is a predicted model, not a curated record. Gene Ontology annotation, biological process: protein geranylgeranylation. Gene Ontology annotation, molecular function: Rab geranylgeranyltransferase activity. The transcript is spliced from 11 exons. Bases 313 to 1263 code for a protein of 316 amino acids. Gene Ontology annotation, cellular component: Rab-protein geranylgeranyltransferase complex. NCBI's taxonomy places the organism in Eukaryota, Viridiplantae, Streptophyta, Magnoliopsida, Myrtales, Myrtaceae.
AGUCGACAUAGGCUACAUCCUUCGCUUCGCUGCUAAGCAAAAGGGACGGACUGUAACGUUCUUCGAGUUCAAAAGACUCCAUUUUUACGUGUAACGAUCAGUUUAGCAAGGGCCCAUUGACUGGGAGCCGAUCGCUUUGAUAGGAUUUCCCUCAUGUAGAGCUCCAUUGAUUAAUGAGUGCCUGCGCGCAAGAAAUGGUGCUGGAAAUAUGUUCCGGGUUCAAUUUUGGGCGCGAGUUCUUUGUCAAGCAAUUCGCUUAAAGCUUUUGUGCAAAUAGGCAUCUAAAAAUUCUAGCUUGGGGUAGUUAGAGAGAUGGGGGAGCUUGUUGGCAAUAAACAUGUCGAGUACAUAUUAUCAGUUGAAAGGAGGAAAGAUGAUUUCCAUUCUGUGCUUAUGGAUUAUUUGAGAAUGAAUGGAGCUUAUUGGGGACUGACCACACUGGAUCUUCUUGGAAAACUUGACACCGUGAAUUCAGAGGACGUUGUUUCGUGGAUCAUGACAUGUCAACAUGAGUCUGGCGGCUUUGCUGGAAACGUUGGACAUGAUCCACAUCUGCUGUAUACAAUCAGUGCUGUGCAAGUUUUAGGCCUUUUUGACAAAUUAGAUGUUCUUGAUAUCAAUAAGGUGACUGGUUAUGUCACAUCACUGCAAAAGGAAGAUGGAUCCUUUUCCGGGGAUAUAUUGGGAGAAGUUGAUACUCGAUUCUCGUACAUUGCCAUAUGCUGUCUUUCAAUACUAAAACGCUUGGAUUCGAUGGAUGUGGAGAAGGCUGUGAAGUACAUUUUGAGUUGCAAAAAUAUGGAUGGCGGGUUUGGUUGCAUUCCUGGUGGAGAGUCCCACGCAGGGCAAAUAUUUGCUUGUGUGGGUGCUCUGGCUAUCACGGGUUCACUCCAUCACAUUGACAAGGACCUUCUCGGCUGGUGGUUGUGUGAACGCCAAGUCAAAUCCGGAGGGUUCAAUGGCCGCCCGGAGAAACUUCCUGAUGUCUGCUACUCCUGGUGGGUCCUAUCUAGCUUGACUAUGAUUGACAGAGUUCACUGGAUUGACAAAGAAAAGCUCGUGAAAUACAUCUUGGACUGUCAGGACACUGAAAAUGGUGGAAUAUCUGAUAGACCAGAUGAUGCCGUAGAUGUGUACCAUACGUAUUUUGGAGUGGCAGGUCUUUCGCUUCUUGAGUAUCCGGGAGUUAAAGCCAUAGAUCCAGCAUAUGCGUUGCCAGUCAAUGUAGUCGAUAGGAUUUUCUUUGGCAGAUGUUCAACCUGACAGUCCGGACCGCAAACAAAAAAUAUUACACUUUCGUGAUUUCUUGAGUCCGUUAGCUUCUGCUUUGUGGGAGGUCGGGAGAAGAGCAGAUCUGGAGGUGGGAGACGGCGAGAGAAAGCAGAGAAAAGAUGGAAAUUUUGCUGUAAAAUGCCAAGAUUUUGGAUUAAUUAUGAUGGUUCCGAGAUUGCUCUCAUAAAAGCGAACGUGCUCUCUUACAUAGUACCGCAUAUUUCACGGAUUUUUUCUCUGGUUUUGGAGCUUGGACAUGCGCCUUAUCGUGGAAAGUAUAUGUCCUCAAUAGUAGACCAAGAUCUCUUCUGCUGCUUCGAUGUGUGUUAGAGCUGCGUAGAAAGAUUCAAGAGUUUUUCGAUUUCGGA